AUGGAAACUACAAAACAUAUGGCUACAGUUUCAAAACAACUUGUUGAACAAAAAGGUCUCCUUUCACUUCCAGAGCCCAAAAAAGGAAAAAAAAUAAGUGAAAGUACAAAACGACUUGUACUUGAUUUUUAUAAUGAUGAAAGAAACAGUUCAACGAUGCCUGGAAAGAAAGAUUUUUUAUCAAUUCGAGAUGAAAGUGGAAAACGAACUCACGUCCAGAAAAAGUUAGUGCUAUCAAAUUUGAACGAAUUAUUCAGGAGUUUCCAAGCUGAGUAUCCCACUAUUAAGAUUGAAUUCUCAACUUUUGCAGCAAUGAGACCAAGAUAUUGUAUUUUGGCAGGAGCCUCCGGUACUCACACUGUGUGCGUUUGUUCAAUACACCAGAAUAUCAAGCUCAUGAUUUUAGGUUGUAAUCUUAAAGAGCUGACGAAAGACAGCACUUUGCAAAUUGAAUCUUAUGAAGAUUGCAUUAAUGCAGUUAUUUGUUCUGAAUCAACGGACGCUUGUCACCUCGGAAAUUGCUUAAACUGCCCUAAAAUGGAUGUACUGAAUGAUUACUUAGAUAAGUUGCUUGAAGAUAAUGAAAUUUUUCAGAUAUCAUAUAAACAAUGGGUAGCAAAGCCACGAACUACUCUUGAAACUGUUAUGCAAGAUUCUUUUGAUUUUAUUCGUGACUUUUGUGAAAAAACUGAAAACCUUCUAAGACAUGCAUUUAUUGCCAGAUGUCAAGGAAACUUCUUGAAAACAUUGAAGGAAUCAAUCAAUGACGAUGAAGCAAUUGUUAUUUGUGAUUUCGCAGAAAAUUACGCUUUUAUUAUUCAAGAUGCUGCACCUGGAUUCCAUUGGAACAAUAACCAAGCUACUGUUUAUACGGUAGUUAUAUACUUUAAGGAUUAUCACAAAAGUUUAGCAAUUGUGUCAGAUAACAGUCAUCACGAUGCAAUUGCGGUUCACAUAUACACAAGAAUAACGAUCGAUUAUAUUAAAUCACUUAAUAGUAGAAUAAAAAAAAUACAUUAUUUUUCCGAUGGAGCACCACAACAAUUCAAGAAUUAUAAAAAUGUAGUUACUUUAUGUCAUCAUAAAAAAAACUACGGAAUCGAAGCAGAGUGGCAUUUUUUUGCAACGGCACAUGGUAAAGGGCCUUGUGAUGGAGUUGGCGGUACUCUCAAAAGAGAAGCUGCAAGAGCAAGCCUACAACGACCAACUGAUAAGCAGAUAACUACACCAAAAGAGCUCUACGACUGGGCAAAUGAAGCUAACAGACUACCGAACAUCGCUGUAAAGUAUUCGUCAGCAGAAACUUAUGAACUCGAAAAAAUUGCCAUCGAAGAAUCUUUUACAAAGGUUCAAAAAAUAAAAAAUUUGCAAAAAGUUCACUGCUUGAUUCCUUGUGAAAAUGAUGAGAAGGAAUUUGCUGAGUUACAAGAAGCUGUGAAGAAAGGUCGUUUAAUUAUGGCAUGCAAUGGCGUAGACAAUCGCGAUAUAAUAUUUGAUGAUGGUUAUGUAAUUAAUAAUGAUGAUUUUGCUGAAGAAUAA
Messenger RNA from Aphidius gifuensis, 1539 nucleotides. RefSeq lists its product as uncharacterized. The record is from RefSeq and is a predicted model, not a curated record. Bases 1 to 1539 code for a protein of 512 amino acids. The transcript has 4 exons. NCBI's taxonomy places the organism in Eukaryota, Metazoa, Arthropoda, Insecta, Hymenoptera, Braconidae.